UCCUAUAGAUUCACAAGAACAUCACUUUUUAAUUGGGGGAGGUUUGGGGAACAUCUGUAACGGUCCCCGUUACAAUUAGAACUAGUUUACUAUUGUUAUACCCCUAUAAAACAGUUUCUAUAUAACUCCUUACAAAAAGGUCUAACAUUUCGACUGUUCCGGCGACUGUUGGACCGGGAACUGUUAAAAUCGACUGUUAAAAAAAGACUGUUGACCGAUGACGUCAUAUGGCGCUAACUCGAGUUAUCUUUUCAUGCCGUUUGGAUAAAGAGAAAUGGCGGAUGCAUAUUUUGCGACAGCAACGGACGAUGAAAUUCAAUUAAUUCUUCAAAGUAGGGACUGCAAGAACAUAAAAAAAAUAUUUGUUCAUCAUUUUCUAUAAUCAAUUGUAUAAGAUGAAGUUUACUUAUUUUUGUUUUAUUCGUGUUAAAGUUGUUAUACGUAAGUCACAUGAUUCUUGGUCUGCUGAUUUAUUUACGUAAUGGAGAGGUUCACUGAUUUGACUGAUGAUGAAAUACGGAAUUUAUUAGAUGAAAAGCAGAAUAGUUACACGAAAAAUAUAAUUAUCAAUAAGGAUAUUGGAUAUGUUUUCUUUCGGUGAUAAAUGUACGCAAUCACACUGUCCCGUUUAAAGUCAACAAAUCAUGUGCACCUAGUAAAAACAACCUUAAGAAUGAAGAUGUAUAACAAAACAGUUAUUAACUGGGUCCUCGGACAACAGCUGUUUUGUUUGACCCUCGAACGGAUCGGCUUCGGGCAACAGACCCGUUCUCGGGUAAAACAAAACAGCUGCUGUCCUCGAACCCAGUCAAUAAUUGUAUACUGUUAUCAAGUGAUAAGCUGUAUAUGUGAAAACAAUUCUUGUUGAAGGAUUAGACAUAUUAUUCCUUUAUGAAAUCAAAUCAUUCUCCAUUUUUGAUAUAUACAUUGUAGUAUGCACGAAGUUGAUAUUCAUAUUAUCUUGUGACCUCGAAAUCGCCCCUAAUCUGAAUGACUGAUGCGUUUGAAAAUUCCCUAAUGUACAUAAAUAAUCUCAUAAUACAAAAGGGGCCUCCGUGGCCGAGUGGUUAGAGCAUCGGGCUCAAAAUCACACGGCCUCUCACUUCUGUCGACGCGGGUUCAAAUCUCGCUCGCGCCGGUAAAUGAGAAAGUUUCCCAGUUUACGUUCGGAAGGUCGGUGGUCUCUUCACAGGUACAUUGUAUCUGGGUUCUCUCUUCCACCAAUAAAAACUGGGUGCCACCAGAUAACUGAAAAAUUGUUGAGUGUGGCGGAAAACAUCAAUCAAUCAAUCACCCUAAAAUUGAGAUUUUCAGUGAAAUUCGUGCACAGGGUUGAAUUAUACACAUAAAGUAUUUCGUACAUGUAAUUGCUAAUAAUUUUAGAUUGCUCAGAGGUGUAUCAAUCAUGCAUAAAAAUGUUUGCAUAUUUUAGAUUUACCUUCUUUAUUCGACAUAAUUCAAUCAAAUCCUCAUUUCCUUCAUUAUGACUGAUUUACAAACUCACGUAUCUAUUUAACUCAUAUAUCUAUUUUUCCCAUUGAAAACUUCUUAUCACCGGUAUACCCUAACAAUCUAUAGUUGAUAACUGCAAAUAAAUACAGAAUAAUAAAGUUUUAACUGUGUUAGUUUUGUAGAUACAAUAUGACGUUUAGGUCUAUUUAAAUACAAACUCCUAAAUCUCAUUGUAUGAUAUGUUAUUCUAUUGAAUACACACACAUGAUUAUAUCUUCUCAUUGUCCCAUUUUCGAACGGAACAUUAAAGAAUACACAAUCAACAAAGUACAUGAAAUGUGGACCGAAACAUCUAUAGGACGAACUGACAAACAUGAACUUAUGGCUCCUCUUCGGCUUCCAUACUUACACGCACACAUCACACACUCACUAGGAACAAACCGAAAGUAUGUUUAACUCUCCUCUAAAAAGUCGUAUGCGGUAGUGGAUAAUGAAGACUGUGAUAUCAAAAAAUCAAUAAGAUGAUUAACACACUUGUGCCAGAUGUACAUUAUGAUGUUAAGUUCUAUAUUUUUGUUACUUAAACGAGACCACAAUAACGAAACUAGGAUGGUUGGUUUUCCCAAAAUGGAAUUUCCCAAAUAGAAUAACAUCUGUGUAACCUCUUCCGGGUUAAAGUACGGAUACUUUUAUUUGGAGUUAUGAACAGUGAAAAAGUCGCUUGACGACCUAGUCCAAGUAUGUCGGUAAUAUUAAGGGUGCGGAUAGUUUAAGGUGCCAUGUCCUCCGUCCUUGAUAAAAACUACAGCUUUUCCUCGAAUUAUCAUUGGAAUACUUCUGAUAUCCUGGGGCGUGGAGCGACUGCUGUAGUUUAUAAGGCCAGGGAUAAGACAUCAGGAGAGGUAUUUGCUGUUAAAGUGUUCCACGAGCGUGUUUCCGCGUUCCAUUCCUCUGUUCCGGAACGGGAGCUAGAACUUCUCCUGAAAAUGAAGCACCACAAUAUCAUCGGCAUACUUGGACGAGAGAAGGAGGUAUCCACUGGGAAUGACGUCAUCAUAAUGGAAUAUUGCUCAGGCGGAAGUCUGUAUGCGAUGCUGGACAAGCCUAAAUAUUCCUUUGGAUUCCCAGAAGAGGAAUUUUUAAUCGCUGUACAAGAUAUCAGUGAUGGUAUGGAGUAUCUUCGAAAAAUCCAAAUAACACACAGAGAUAUCAAGCCUGGCAACAUUAUGCGGAAGAUCGACGAAAAUGGAAAAUCAAUCUAUAUGCUGACGGAUUUUGGUGCUGCAAGAACACUAAAUGAAGAGGAAACUUUUACUUCUAUAUACGGAACAGAGGAGUAUUUGGAUCCAAACAUGUUUGAACGUGCAGUACUACGAAUGCCUACCGGAAAUGUUUAUGACGCUGACGUAGAUCUAUGGAGUUUAGGUGUCACUAUAUAUCACGUAGCGACUGGUUCAUUGCCCUUUCAACCUUAUGGAGGAAGAAGUAAUGCGAAAACUAUGCAUUUUAUUACAACUCAAAAAAAAUCUGGAGUAAUAUCAGGCGUGCAGCGUAAGGAAGGCGGAGAAAUUGAAUGGCAUACUGAACUUCCUAGAACCUGCUGUUUAUCAUCGUCACUUAAAUCCUUAAUAACGCCAUUGAUAGCUGGACUGCUAGAGAGUAAUAUGAAAAAGCGAUGGAGUUUUGAAGAAUUCUUUCAUACUAUAGAUAGAAUUAUGAACAAAAUUACUGUUAAAAUAUUUGAUUGUUCCACUGGAAUUAAUAAUAAACUAUAUAUCGACAAAUCUGAUAGGUACGCCCAAUUCCAGGAGCUAGUGGCGGUAACAACAGAGAUAACAGCAUCAGAACAACUUAUUCUCUUCCACAACCGUGAAUUAAACGAAAUAAUCGAAGGAACUUUGGAGAUACACAGCUGGCCAAAGAAUAUAUUACGUGGACAAUUGUAUCUGUAUCAACGGGAAAAAUUAGACCAACAAAGACUUGUUUUACCGGAAAUACCACCUUUGCCACAAUUCCCGGCCAAGGUCACCUUCGAUCGAGACUGCUAUGUUGCACAUAAAAUGGCCGCUAUCUCCUGCCUAAUGGAGCGUUACGUGGCGUCAUGUAUAACUCAACAAGAGAUUAUGUUGCAAUCUGAAACCUGUCUAAGAGACUUUAUCUUACGAAUAACACGGAAAAUAAAUAACUGUAUUCCGGAUAUGUGUAAAGUUCUGAUGGAACAUAAGUCCCGCCAAGACCUGUUCUACAGUUGUUACGAAGCGAUGUGGAGGAACAGUAGUGCCGUGAUGUCAAAGUCUGUAAACACCACUUCUACACAGCUCAAACAAUUGUUGGAUCGACUACAGAGUGCUAUAAACGACAGAAAUCCGUGGACUGUGUUAACCAAGGCAGAGUCCCGAUCUCAGGAAUGUAAAGUUUAUAUGGAGGUUCUGAUGCAGAAAAUUAAAGAACAGGAAGACGAGGCUUUAGCUGUUUGUGUUGGAUGUCUGGAGGAGGACCACUGUUUCCAGAAAGCAGAAUACAUAAGUUCUAAAGUUUGCGAUAUUCACCAAGUCUUCGUCCGUCAAAAGAAACAGAAAUAUCUUCCGGAUGAGGAAGCGUUCGGCCAUGAGGCUGAUAGAGCAAAAUUGAUGGAUCUUUGUGUACAGAUUGUCUCCCUUUUACAAAGCCACUGUCUGUUGAACCUUACUAGAGUGUACAAUGUCGUUGGGAAACAAAUAUCAUUGUUGUUAAAAAACCUACAAAGGACCAAGAAGGUGGAGCAGAACAUUACGUCAGUCACCGAAUGCUGUGAAAAACUAAGUAAACGCCUGGAGAAGAUGGAGAAGGAAUGUAAAGACGUCUCCGCUAAACUGCCUCCGCUUAUAAUGUCGAUUCUUGAAAAUCAUCCCGGUGUAGUGAUAGAUCCAAAGGAUAGUGGAAUCGAAUCUUCCAAAGAAUCUAGCCAGGAUACAGCGUAUGGAAGUUAUUCUGCCAAAAGACCCAGUCAGGAUGUCUCUGAUCCUGGAUAUGAGACAGGGAAAACUGAUUCAGCGGCUGGUGUACAAGAGUCUAUAGAUAGAUCAAGUUACUGCAGUAUUGCUGAUAAACUUGAACAGGGGUUCCAAUCUUUACACAAGGACAGCAUUUUCGUGCGUGAGGGGUUAGAUAAAAAUAAACAGCUACUGGUGGAACAGGGAGAAAUGUUGGAUCAUCUUAAUACUAUUAAAUUGUCAUGAUCCUCGGAAACAGCAUGGCGCUUACCUCUGAUAGCUGCUACAACAAUAGAAUUCUCGAAUGAGUAGUUCGGCUGAUACAGGAAAUCCCAAUAUUUCCUACGAGAAUGACCUCCAGGCCAAGGAUGGGUACAGAAUGGCCAAAAACGAAACGUAUUUGGGAAGGUCAAAGUUGACAGUUUGAAGAACAUAAAAGAGAUUCGUGUCAUAAAAUAAAAGAAAUAUUGAAUGUAAGAUAAAAAUGGAUGCGAGAAAUCAAAAUCGGGAAAAGUACAUGUAUGAUUAAAUAUAAGGAUCCCGAUAUCGACCCUUGAAAGAAAAAUCAUUGAUUCAGUAUGGAAGUCCUCUCUGAACAUCAAACAGUUAUCUACCAUGAUAAUUUCGGUGACAAUGGAUUUUGAACGGUGGUUUAAGUUUGCUGUAUACUACUAUCAACCAUCAAUUUCAAUUAUUCCCCUUUGUGGGGUCAGUCAAAGGUCAAGAGGUGAAUCCUUUAGAUUACCAAACACGAGAUUACACCUUUGAAUUAUAGCUAAUUAUUAAGUUUUCAUACAAACUUUAUGGGUUAUCCCACCUUGGGGCAUUAUUGUAGUUGACUGCAAUUAAUGAAAAAACCCCAAAAAACUAACAAAUGUCAAAGCUAAAGAUAAGAAAAUCACAAAGGCCAACGUAAAGAAAUAAGAUUUUUUCCCACCCAAAAUAGUGGACAAAGGGUGUAACUUGCGGCGAGUAAAUGUGGAGGUGGGGGAAUGUUUGAAAACGCCGAUUUAACAUUUAGAUACAAUCAGAAACAACAAAAACAAACGCGACUAAAGCGAAUAACCAAGAACAAAUCUAUCAAAUAGAGCAAGAAUGAUUGCAAAUGACACAUCACACAGAAUACAAUGAAAUAAGGAACAAUCCAGACAUGACAGGAUAUUGCUUAAUACACUGAACCCCGGCUAUCCCAUGAGGUGCCAUUACAGGAACAUGCAGGGGUUGUACAAAUAUCGUUUAUGAAGAGACUUACGUGGGAAUGAUUACCAACGAUCUGCAACACAUUACAAAACACAGUGAUAUAUAAAUAGAGUGAUUUUGAGGUGCUUGGUAUACAAUUUGAUAUGAUAUUAAUUUUAAUAAGUUUCUUUGAUAACUCAUUAUGAUAGAAGAUGAUUUAACCAGUUUUGUUUACUUAUUAUUUGUUUUUUUGUUUAUGGAGUCUGACGUGUUUCACACCGAUUGUUAUACCGUACUUGGCACACUGAUUGUGACUACGGAUUACUCCGUUUUAUAGUGCUCACGGCAGCUGUGAUCAGUCAACAGGGGAUGUUCACCCCUCCUAGGCGCUUUAUCUCCAGGGGUCCGUGUUUGUCCAACUCUCUAUUUUGUAUUCGUUAACUCUAUUUUGUAUUCAUUAUCGGAACUGUGAGAUUGAUCUUCACCUUCCUGAUGGAAAUAACUUUACAGAUUAAUGGAGACCUCUGCAAUUCUAUUUCUGUGUGUUCAUGUUGCUAGAAUCUAUUCUGAAAUGUAUUACUGGUUUAACGGUUGAUUGCCGUAGUGUGUGGGUGACUUUUGUACAUAUGUAAAUAGCUUGUAGUGAUGGUGCAAUAUAAGAUACUGAUAUGGACAUUUAUAGCAACUCUGAAUUAGAAAGCAACAAUGUCUAAACAACUUUAAACCAGACAUAAACGAUUGCAUAUUGUUUUCCUUUAGCAAAUUCCUAGUCAAUGCGCAAGUACCAGGGGUUGUAUAUCACUGAGGAAACAUUCAGUAUCAGAAUUUUAUCUGAUUGUUUGUAGCUUCUAACAUGAUACAGUGUAUUGUAAAUUCUUGGAUUUUCUAUGUCUAAACCAUUGAUAUCUCGUUGACGACUAGAAAAGCAACAUGGAAUAUAAAUGCCCCCCCCCCCCCCCCCCCCCCCCCCCCUAUAUAUAUAUAUUAUAUAAAUCUUCAGGAGCUUCUAAUGAUUUGAAAUGAAAGCGCUAAAGCUUUACUAAACGUCUUCGUUUAUCUUAUUUAUUUAUUGUUUACCUAUAUAUAUAUAUAUAUAUAUAUAUAUAUAUAUAUAUAUAUAUAGUCAUAGUUGUUUGCUCUAUCUGUUGAUUGAAGUGCAACGAUGAAAAGACGUUUAGUUGAAGUACGAAAAGCACUUGCCUUUGAGCUAACUCUUACUCGGUUAAGAGUGAAAUAUUUGAAACUUUUUACAUCUUGUGUAAAAAUUCCAUAGUCUUGAUAAAAACUUCGGAGUUUUGAAAUAUAUUUUCUUUUCUUUUGUUUUUAUACCCAAGUGCCAACAUAUAGACUUUGAUUUUAAAUUGAAUAAAUGUAAACAAGGUGUUCAUUUAAAGAUUUUAUAUGUAUGACUGCAAUUCUGUAUGAACUGUUUGUGUACAUUGUACAUCAGUGUAUAGCGAAUGCAAAUAAUUGUACUUUACACAUACCGUGUUUAUGUAGAAUGAAAGGUGAGAGUAUUUAAACAGACAACCAGAAGCAGGGGCAAAUUUAGUUCUUUUAUUUCAAUGAUUAUAUUGAAGUCACAUUGCACGAAAAGCGAUAACACAGGCAGCGACUAUAUGUGAUGUAAAUAUACGGGGAAUACAAUGGUUCAAUGAUAUUUUGAUGUUUUAUAUAUUAUAUAAUACCGCGGGAAAUAACCAUGUUUGUAAAAUUUAAUUAUUUUGUUAUUUUACCAUUAUACAUGCAUGUAUAUAUUAUAUUAUCCAAGCGAUAGUAUUUUUGUCUGUUUAAUUUUUUCCCCCAUAUAUUAUCUGUGAUAUAAUACACAUGAUGUUUUUACAUGUAGUGCAACGUUUGAAUUGUAUCAUCUUCCUACUCUUAGUAGCGAUGCCCAAGGGUAGGCGAUAUACCACUGAAUGUCAUAUUCUAAACUUUAAUGUACAUGUAUAUAAUUCAUACGUACAUAUAUGUAUUUACAGUUUAUGUAAAAUCAUUUAUCUUCAUAUGUAACGGGUGUUUCAAAAAUUAUUUGCUUAAAUCAACGUAUGAUUUCAAUGUUUAUUUAAUGCACAUAACAUGUUAAACUUCAAUGACACUGAAAAAUAAUGGCUAAAUACAACGUCUUAAUAAGACAUUUGUGUUCAGUAAUAAAGUGAUUAUGAAUUAACA
Ostrea edulis (European flat oyster) is the source of this 7775-nucleotide messenger RNA. RefSeq names its product serine/threonine-protein kinase TBK1-like. The coding region runs from base 2232 to 4670 and encodes 812 amino acids. The record is from RefSeq and is a predicted model, not a curated record. The transcript has 20 exons. Gene Ontology annotation, molecular function: protein serine/threonine kinase activity; ATP binding. Gene Ontology annotation, cellular component: cytoplasm. Lineage: Eukaryota; Metazoa; Mollusca; Bivalvia; Ostreida; Ostreidae. Gene Ontology annotation, biological process: peptidyl-serine phosphorylation.